AUGAAGGGCCUGCAAGUUAAUCCGACCAAUUGGGGAUUCCUCGCCCUGGACCGACAGACCUGGAGGAGAGCAGUGAUGACCGGCGGGGCAAUCUACAAAGCCGCCGCCAAAGCCAAACGCGAGGAUCGUAAAUGUCAACUGCGCUCACCCCUCAACGCCUAUGCUCGGCCGCCCCUAAUCUGCCCGCGAUGUCGGCGGACGUUUCGGGCACCAGUUGGACUUAUUAAACAUCUCUGUACCAAAUGCAGCACCCGAACGACACCACCCGAUGACCCCCCUCCCACAUCCGCCUUGCCUCCCACGUCGACACUCAACACUGAGCGCACUCCUGAACACCACUGUCAUCCUCCUCCUCCAUCGCCUCAACAUCCGCUGCGGCGACUCCUGUGCCCACCACCACUGCAUGUAAUCCUGACGCAUCGGCAAGCAUUAACCUCCCCACCAUCAACGCCAGCGAUGGGGUAUCAGUCCAUACCUGUCCUCGUUGCGACCGCACCUUCACCCCACGCAUCGGGCUGGUCGGUCAUUUGCGAAUCAAUCGCACACAGACUGGCGAACCAGUACCUGGAUCACCAACCUACACUGGUCGUACUCACCUCCACUGUCCACAAAGCUCCCACACAUUCACUCACCCGCUGGGCCUCUUCGGUCACAUGCGUAUCCACGAGAGCAGAAUUCACCGCAAUCUCGCGAACCAGUGUCUAG
Spirometra erinaceieuropaei is the source of this 705-nucleotide messenger RNA. NCBI's taxonomy places the organism in Eukaryota, Metazoa, Platyhelminthes, Cestoda, Diphyllobothriidea, Diphyllobothriidae. The record is from the annotation of a GenBank genome assembly.